AUUAGGUUUGUACAGCAUGGCGUGAAGUUCUCUAUCAACCUAAAUUUUGGCGCGGCCUUCAACCCGUGCUAAAUUUCCGGGACCUGAAGACUUGUGGACCCAACGUCCGCCUUGGAAUCUAUAAAAGCCUCGACCGACGAGCCUUCGAUGCCCUGUGUCUCUUUGGUGCCAGUGAUGAAGACAUUUAUGAUUUAAUCGCACAUUGCCCUGUUAGCAUGGCCAACAGGAUCCGCCAGAUCGCUCUGCGAUGUUCCGGAAUCACUGACAAAGGCCUGGAGGUACUUUUCGGGGGUCUGCCUUCCAUUGUUCAACUCGAACUCUCCGGGUGCAAUGAAGUGACAGAUGCUGGUUUAUGGGCGAGUCUGACGCCCCGAAUAGUGUCUCUGACUCUUGCCGAUUGCAUCAACGUUGCUGAUGACACGGUGGCAGCCAUCACUCAACUCCUACCUUCGUUGUACGAACUCAACCUACAAGCGUAUCAUGUGACAGACACCGCUUUAUCCUUCUUUAGUCCCAGACAGACCACCAGCCUAUGUAUCUUGAGGCUACGGUCUUGCUGGGAGCUUACCAACCAUGGUUUAUUGAACCUGGUGCAUUCUCUUCCAAACCUCGUGCAGUUAUCGCUGUCCGGCUGUUCCAAGAUCUCCGACGACGGCAUUGAGCUGCUGGCGGAGAAUCUCAGGCAACUGAGGUCGCUGGAUCUCAGCUGGUGUCCGCGGAUAUCUGAUGGAGCACUCGAGUAUAUCGCAUGUGAUCUCAGCCAGUUGGAGGAACUCACAUUGGACAGGUAA
Molecule: messenger RNA, 791 nt
Organism: Stegodyphus dumicola
Lineage: Eukaryota; Metazoa; Arthropoda; Arachnida; Araneae; Eresidae
Biological process (GO): SCF-dependent proteasomal ubiquitin-dependent protein catabolic process
Cellular component (GO): SCF ubiquitin ligase complex
Molecular function (GO): protein binding
Source: RefSeq, a predicted model, not a curated record